Strigops habroptila (Kakapo) is the source of this 5136-nucleotide messenger RNA. It is a transcript of the gene CIAO3, whose product is annotated as cytosolic iron-sulfur assembly component 3. The transcript has 11 exons. Lineage: Eukaryota; Metazoa; Chordata; Aves; Psittaciformes; Psittacidae. Gene Ontology annotation, biological process: iron-sulfur cluster assembly. Gene Ontology annotation, molecular function: 4 iron, 4 sulfur cluster binding. Bases 578 to 1975 code for a protein of 465 amino acids. Gene Ontology annotation, cellular component: cytosolic [4Fe-4S] assembly targeting complex. The record is from RefSeq and is a predicted model, not a curated record.
AAGUGGGGCAGAGCAAAGCCCAUUAACUCCUUGUGGUACUUGGGUUUCUUGGUGAAGUCUUUCACAUAAAUAGUGCAGCCUGCUUUCUGUUUCAAGUAGAGAUCAUUGUUUUACUCAGUGGGCAUCACAGUGGCUUGGUCCUGCCAGUCUCUGCAGGAUGUAGUAAAGCUGGAUUAAUUUAGAGGGGGAACCUGAGCAUGUUGCCAGAGCAAGGAUGGUAAAAGGCAAAGAGGAUCCUGGCUAUAGAAGCAGAACAAGGAGCCAUAAGGUGCCUAAACACUAAAAAUCACACAAAAUGCAAAAAACACCCCUGAGACUUCAUCACAGAACAAUGCAGAACACUGGAGGGAGUCCAUCUGAGGUCGUCAGAGCCCUUUCCACAUUAAAUGAGCCUUCAUUGGCACAAGGCACAUGUUGACUGUAGUGGCCACGCCUCCGUCGCUUAAAACUUGCAAUGAAGAGUGCAUCUGUAAGACUGGAGAGGGGAGACUGCAGAGAAGCCUCUGUUCCUUUCAAGGCUCCAUAAAACAUCACUGUGUUCUUCAGAAAGAAUAGGAAAGUGUCCUUUGCUUUUGGUAUGAUGCUGGAAAAGUGUUCCUUCUGUAAGAAAGGGGAAUGUAUCAAACCUGUAAAAGUGGAAAAAAAGCCUGGGAAAGCAGCAGCCAAGAUCAGAAUUGAAGCAGAUGGAAGCUAUUUUCAGAUCAAUCAGGAUGGAGGAGCACAGAAACUGGAGAAGGCUAAAAUUACCCUGAACGACUGUUUAGCAUGUAGUGGCUGCAUCACAUCAGCAGAGAGUGUUUUAAUCACUCAGCAGAGCCAUGAAGAGCUCUGCAAAAUGCUGGCUUUUAACAAGACUGCCCCUCCCAGUGAACAGAAGUUGAUGGUGGUUUCUGUUUCACCCCAAUCCAGAGCUUCACUAGCUGCAAGAUGUAAAAUGGGUGUUCUGGAGACAGCAAAGAAGCUGACUGCCUUCUUGAAGAGUUUAGGUGUGCACUAUGUUUUCGAUACAACCUUCUCAAGAAACUUCAGCCUGUUGGAGAGCCAGCGGGAGUUUGUGAAACGCUUUCGAAAGCAAUCAGAAGACAAAAAGGCUUUGCCAAUGCUUGCUUCUGCCUGUCCAGGUUGGAUCUGCUACGCAGAGAAAACCCACGGCAGCUUCAUCAUUCCUUAUAUCAGUACCACCAAGUCUCCACAGCAGGUCAUGGGCUCCUUGAUCAAGGGCUAUUUUGCAGAGCAGCAGCACUUAACACCCGACCAGAUAUACCAUGUAACAGUGAUGCCCUGUUAUGACAAAAAGCUAGAGGCUUCCAGGCCAGACUUUUUCAACCAAGAGUACCAAACUCGUGAUGUGGACUGUGUAAUCACCACAGGAGAAGUGCUCAAGUUGUUGGAACAAGAAGGAGUAUCUCUAUCAGAUGUAGAUCCUGCUCCAUUGGAUACCAUGUUCAGCACUGCAGAAGAGGAGCUCACAAGCCACUCUGGAGGUGGUUCUGGUGGCUACUUGGAGCACAUAUACAAAUAUGCAGCCAGGGAGCUCUUUGGAAUUCAAGUGGAUACAGUUCAGUACAAACCUUUAAAAAACAAGGACUUCCAGGAGGUGACACUGGAGAAGGAUGGAGCAGUCCUGCUCCAGUUUGCUUUGGCGUAUGGGUUUCGAAACAUACAGAACUUAGUGCAGAAGCUGAAACGAGGGAAAUCACCUUAUCACUACGUGGAAGUCAUGGCCUGUCCCUCAGGCUGUUUAAAUGGAGGCGGUCAGAUCAAGCUCGAUGGUGACUCCAGCAAGGACCAGCUGCAGGAAGUCGAGAGGUUGUAUGAGUCUGUUCAGACUGCAAUUCCAGAGGAGAACCACACUGUCCAGGAACUCUAUGAGCAGUGGCUGGGUGGUGUGGAGUCGGAAAAGGCUCUGAAAGCUUUGCACACGGAAUACCAUGCCGUGGAAAAGACGAGCACUGGAUUUAACAUCAAGUGGUGACACUGGGAAGCCCAGAUACAGACACUCGGUGCCUUUUUGACCCAAUCAUAUUUAAGAUUCUCAAAAGAGAGCUAAAGUUCUGUGCAAUUCCUGAGGGAUGAGGAGGCAAUGUGUGUAUAGGCAGGCAAUCUAAUACCUACAGCUUUAUGAUUAUUGAAGUGAUGUAAAUAAAACCCAAACACUGGCUUAAGACACAUGUCAAAGGAAGCAGUAAUGCAGCCUGGGCUCUACGCAGGAUGAAACCUGCACUCCCUUUACAGCCCUGUUCCUCCCAAAACUGAUGAUUUAAGGUACUGAAGGAUCUGGCUCGCAGUGGGCUGUAACCUCACUGAGAUGAGCUUUAUGCUCCAUGACAGAAUCACUCCUCCAGGCCUUGCUGUGUGUUCACAGCGCUCAUCUUUAUGGCUGUCUCUGCUGCGACACCCUCAGUGAGUGAGAAAUGGUCUCAUUAAGACCUCGGGUUCUGUUUUAACAUUUCACUGCCCUGAGGCCCUGUGGUGCCCUUGCCCUGUCGCAGGGGGUGGUACCAGCAUCCCAGGAGCAGCAGCAUCUCUGGGGCUGCUUUUUGCCUCCUCAGAUGUGAAUUGAAUGUGGAAGAAAAAGCUAAGAGUGACUUUUUUCCCUUUAAUUACAACUGUCUAUAGCUGUGGGUAAUUACAGCUUUCUCUCCCUAAAUACACAGUGGAGGGAGUCAGAAUUGGCACAUCUACCCCAUCCUUGACAGCAGUUACUGAUGGAUAACGUGAUUAAAGUCAGAGAAAACAGUAUUUUCAGUGUUUUAGGAAUUGCCAGCUUGCUUUCCAAGGAAGGACAAAGCCCUUGGUGUCUCUGAAAGGUGUUACUGCACAAGAGUUACUAGAAGGCGCCUGUGAGAUGUAAUCACUACAAGUAGUUUACCAGAGCAAUCCAAGAGGUUAGUAAAGCACAUCUGGUUUAAUGCAGCGUGUUGUGAUGCUUUGCCAGAAGACAAAUGGAUGUGAAAGAGCUUUGGGCAGUUGUUGCUGGGGGUGAUGUGUGCCUCUCGCACUGUAUUUAUACAUGUGGGUGUUUUCAGAGCUGUUCACUGAAAAACAACUGAAUUCUGAACUGGUUUGGUCUAUUUAAUGUGAAUGACCAGUUUGCUGGAGCUCCAGUGUGUGUGGGGAGGGAAACAUGUGCAGGAGGAUUCACAACUGUACCUGAACUCAAGGGGACGCUGGUAGAUGUGGGAUCUCUCCUGGUGGCUGCUGUAGCUGGAAGUGAGCAGGAUACUGAAGAACCACAUUCCUGAAUCACUUCAGUGUUUCCAGUUCCUGCUCUGUAAGGACUCUGCAGAGAGUAAAGUGGAUGAAAAGCGCCCCAUUGCUUUGUUCCUUCAGAGUAAGUGCAGCCAGAGGGAGCUGGUGCCUGGAUCUAGCUCAGGCUGAGCCCUGGGCAAUGAUCCUCCCACAGUUGCUGCAGACCUGGAGCUCAGGCUGUCAGAGCGAAGCUGCCAGCCCUUGACCUGCCUCUGGAACAGCUUCCCUGCAGCACAGCCUGUGUCCUCCUCCUCCAACCUCCACCUCUCUGUUACAAGUCAAGCCAAGAGUGUAAAAGUCAUUUUUGAUAAUGUUUUUUUAAUUAAAGCUGUACAUUUUUCAGGUGCUGCUGAUCAAUGAGUGAAUUCACAGUGUUCCUAAGGCAAGAAUCUCCCCCUGCCCACCUUCAUUGCAGUGCUUUCAGCGCACCCUUUCCCAUGCAUAGCUUUAUAACACAGUGUUACACUAAACCAGGCAGCUUAUCCACAGCAGGAGGGACCACUGCUGACACGAGGUCAGUCCAAAGUGCUGAGAACAUCAACCCCGUAGCUCAGUGCAAAGGAGACCCGCUCUGUUUCUGUUGGGAACAUGCACAUCAGGCUGGGAGUGCACAAAGCAAGCUAAAUUAGCUGAAGAUUAAACAAUUGGGGCUCUACAUGAGUCUCUUCUCCAGUUACCAGCACGUUGCUAAAGCCAUCAGGAGGUUCUCCACUUGGAACAAACCAAGUCCUCAGCUCUACAGACACUCCAGCAUGUCAAGAACAGGGAGCUUGUUCUUGAGCUGCUGCUGCCAACAUGAGCAGAGCUGAUGCUGGUCCAGGAGCCCUCCCUGAGCACGUGGGGUUCAUCCUGCUCCCACUGUACAUAAACCUCCCAAGGAACACGCAGGUAACAUCUGCAAACAAUCCCAUUACAUUUAAACAGGGUAACUGAGGCAGCUUGUGCAGCAGGAUUCAUUCUAACACUAUAACUUAAGAAAAGGAAAGCCAAAAACCUUAGUUUAGCUUCUAGCAAAGGAAGAAACAGCUACAAACAAGGCAGCAGUGGGAACUGAUGCAAGCCACACGUGGAAGAUCCUGAAGUCAACUCUAUUCCAGUGUUAGGAGCAAUAUAGUUUAUAAUUGGCACUGUUUAAAACACCACCACAGGGGAAAGGAUGAUGGGAGCAGCUCCUCUGUGUUCUCUGGAGCUGUGCACAACAGGGGUAAGUGCAGCAGCACCAAGACAGUCACACACUGCACAUGGAGGUAGAGAAGAACCCGGAGCAGCCCAGGCCCUUCAGAGGGGAUUUCACAGCUAUUUACAGAGCUGCCAUCAAGCCCUGCUAUUUCCAUCCCAAAAAUAAAACUACUUUAUAACACACCUCCCACCACCUGCAUAAAAACAAGCUCUGCGCAUCAUUCACACUUAAAAACCCAAAACACAGUAGGUUCUGCACAACCUGAGGGAAGAGGCUGCAAACUGAAGAGGCUCAAGGGACCUCGCUGCUCCCCAGCUCUUGUUCUGAAGACAAGGCCACAGAAAUGCAGCUUUCAGCCAAGUGCUUCCCAGGUUUUCAUCCUGGAGGGGGGAAGCAGCAGUGGAUGCGGAGCAGCACCUUGGUGUUUGCUGCCUAAACGCUGCCCUGCCUUGAGAAGUGGUUUCUGAAGCUGCUGGGUUGGAGCAUGUGUCCCUCCAGGCCUCAUCUCCACCCAAGGGUGCUCUGUACGGGGUCAGUGGUUUGGAUGGCUCCCAUAAGGCAGUGGUUGUGUUACACAUCCCUACGCCACGUUCCUAUGUUGGCCUUCCAUAAAAAUGGGGAAUAAAAGGGGGAAAAAUACCCAAACCCCACUGCAAUGAGGGUUUGUGUUAGUCCAGGUCUGGAGUCAAGAUACUGCUGAACAC